This is a messenger RNA of Saccostrea echinata, 361 nucleotides long. RefSeq names its product serine protease inhibitor Cvsi-2-like. The coding region runs from base 5 to 274 and encodes 89 amino acids. The record is from RefSeq and is a predicted model, not a curated record. Lineage: Eukaryota; Metazoa; Mollusca; Bivalvia; Ostreida; Ostreidae. The transcript is spliced from 3 exons.
CACAAUGAAGGCCACAAUCUUGUGUAUAACUCUUCUUGUCGUCGCUGUUGCAUCUGAGAGAUGUACAUUUUUCCACCAUGAAUGUAGUGGAACUACCUGUACAGAUGGAGCUCCUCAUUGCAUUUUAGGCCAAUGUAGAUGUACCCACAAUACAGCCAAAGCUUGCACAUCAGCCUCUGAUUGCACAGAACAUUGCCUCGCCUUCGGUAACCAGCACUGUGUUGAUGGAGAAUGUCAUUGUCCAUUUGACAAUCUUAUUCCAGGAGGAAGAUAAGAAGGGCCUGGAAUAGGAAAUUAAUCAUUUUAUUUAAAAAAAAAUGACAUGUGUUUUGAAAUAAAAUUCCACAGGAUUUUAAAAAUA